Molecule: messenger RNA, 1119 nt
Organism: Naegleria gruberi
Lineage: Eukaryota; Heterolobosea; Eutetramitea; Acrasida; Naegleriidae
Exons: 1
Coding region: 1-1119 (372 amino acids)
Source: RefSeq, a predicted model, not a curated record
AUGAAAAGACAAGGGAAGGAGGAACCUGUGUGUUGCAACAAGAGGAUAAAACAAUCAGAGCGCCAAUCCAACGUAGAAUCUUCACAAAAUUCUACAGAUCAUGGACGUUCUAAUGCCGACACUAAUCUUUCAAUGCUCAACCAGAGCCAGGAUUUUUCCGGUUGCUUUUUUUCUUUCUUUUGCAAAUCACCAACUAGCUUGUUAAAAAGAAAAUCUACUGAUGCUAAUAUUGAUGAUCGUGAUGGAGGGGUUGUUUGUCUGUUGGACAGAAAUUGUGGAUCCGAACUUUUGAAAGAGAAAAACCAAUUAAUAAGUGAACAAUUCAGAUGGAUUUUUGAUAAUUUGAACAACCAUAACUAUAAAGUGUUUGAACCAUAUCUGAAUGACUUUAUUGCUCCAAAGACUACUGGAUUGAACGAUUAUAUGGUUCAAUUUGUAGUUUCCAUCUUUGGUGCUGAAGAGUUGAGUGAUGAUGAAGAAUCCGAAGAUGAAUCAACCAGUAGAAUUGAUUAUUUAACAGUAGAUGGUCUAUACCUUCUUGCAUUGUACACAUCUACACAUUUGCCUAAACUCUAUUCCCGAUUAAUGGUGUUUAGAAUGUACUCAAAAUCACAAAUAUUAGAAAUGAUGAAAAAAGGAGAUACAUUUCAUUUUGAAAACUCCUACCAAGAGUUUAGAAAGGAUAAGCAAUUUGUGUUGCAAGCCAUGUCCAUCAGUCCAAGUUGUUACAUCUACAUUGACGACAGUUUAAAGAAGGAUAUUGAUAUAGCCCUCGUAACUGUAAAACACGAUGGAUACAUGUUAGAGAAGAUGAAGAAACAGCUCAGAAGAAAUCCACUUGUUGUGAGUGAAGCCAUUUCGAAUACACCACUUUCUAUACAGUAUGCAUCUGACAAGAUUAAGAACAAUAUUGAAAUUGUAACAAUGGCUAUUAAGAAAGAUGGAAUGGUUUUAGAAUUUUUGAACGAAUCAUUUCUAUCCAAUGUUGAACUAAUGACCUAUGCUGUUUGCAGCAAUCCAGAAUCGUUUUCAUUGAUAAAAGAUCCCAAUAUUAAAAAAGAGGUCAAGAAGAGAGUUUCUAAUAUCAAGGGAAAGUAUUUUUUGAUGGAUAGAUAUUAA